This is a messenger RNA of Sinocyclocheilus rhinocerous, 547 nucleotides long. RefSeq names its product neuromedin-B-like. Gene Ontology annotation, biological process: neuropeptide signaling pathway; positive regulation of hormone secretion. The transcript has 3 exons. The record is from RefSeq and is a predicted model, not a curated record. Gene Ontology annotation, cellular component: neuron projection. The coding region runs from base 33 to 446 and encodes 137 amino acids. Gene Ontology annotation, molecular function: neuromedin B receptor binding; neuropeptide hormone activity. NCBI's taxonomy places the organism in Eukaryota, Metazoa, Chordata, Actinopteri, Cypriniformes, Cyprinidae.
GAGAUAGAGCGAGCCACCAACAGCUUUUAGAAAUGUCCAGUUUAAGUGUAGCCAGUUUCUGUCACUGUGGAUUCCUCACAUACCUUGUGCUGUUCUCUUUUUACGUUUCGAUAGCGUCCUCGGUGAGCCUGGACUUGACUGAACUAAGAAACAAAGUUGCAAAGAUCAAAGUGAACCCGAGAGGAAAUUUAUGGGCAACAGGUCAUUUUAUGGGGAAGAAAAGUGUUGUGGACAGCGAACACUUGCCGACCGAGGAUGACUCCACGAUGAAAGCCAUCGAGGCUGCCCUGAAUCCCCAGCAGGUCGAGCCCGCGGACCUCUACCAGGAGAUGCUGAGGAUCGCGCUUCAAACACACCUCGACUCUCAGGAGAUCCGCCCUAAAGUUCCGGGGACUGCAAUAUUAAUGAAGAUAUUAGACAGCUACAUCCAAGACAAUAAAAAAUGAUGACUGCCAUCGGCUGAGAUCUUCGAAGUGUUUAAUUCACAUGAAAUUUGUAAUUGCUUUUUCAUCAACUGUAAUUUGUUUCUUAACUAAAACUUUUAACC